UUCUCCAACUUCGCGUGUUUGACAUUACAUACAUGCGGAUACCCUAUACUGCGAAUAAAGUUGUUUGUUUUUUCAAAUAGAAAUAGUAAAAUAUGUAUGAAUAGAUUCAUUAAUAAAUGAAUUUAAAUGUUUUAGUUGAUAGGAAAUUUCUUAUUAAUUAUAUAAAAACUAUAAAGACUAAUGUUUACGAAAUAUAUUGAGGUUUUAAUUUCACUUUAAAAAUGGUUCGACAUAAUAAUCAAUUACCUGAUAAUCUUCCUCAACUACAGAAUCUUAUUAAACGUGAUCCAGAGUCUUACAAAGAAGAAUUUUUGCAGCAAUAUCGUCAUUACAAGUCAACUUUAGAAGUAUUUUGUUUCACUCCAGACAAAUUCAACAAAAGUCUCGAUGAGUUGGUUAUGUUUUUGGCGCAGGUCGCCUACUAUUACCGUGAUGAUUUAAAGACCUUUCCGCAAGAACUGAUUGAUAUUCUGAAAAACAAAAAUACCGUCUUGGACAGUGAAAUGCGUAUGACCUUUUGUCGUGCGCUUAUCCUACUCCGAAACAAAAACCUUCUUGAACCAACUGAUCUUCUAAGUCUGUUCUUCGAGCUAUUGCGUUGCCAGGACAAAGCGCUCAGACAGUUCUUACAAACGCACAUUAUAACGGAUAUCAAAAACGUUAACGCAAAGCAUAAGAAUGCCAAGGUCAACACUGUGCUGCAGAACUUCAUGUUCAAAAUGCUGAAAGACUCGAAUGCGAGAGCCGCAAAAAUGUCAGUGGAUAUUAUGAUUGAGUUGUACAACAAGAACGUUUGGAACGAUGCGAAAACGGUUAACGUCAUCGCAACCGGCUGCUUCUCUAAAAUCACAAAAGUUAUGGUAGCUAGUCUCAAGUUUUUCUUAGGCACCGAUCCUGAUGAAGAGGACAGCGACGACAGUGACAGCGACGACGAACCGAACAUCAAGGAAGUUAUUAUGGCUAACAAAGUUAAUAAGAAAACUAAAAAGAGGGAGAAGCAGUUGAAGAAAGCUAAGAAUCUUUACGUUAAAUCCAAAAAGAAGAAAUCGAAGGCUCCACAGUUCACUUUCUCGGCACUCCUCUUGAUACACGAUCCGCAAGGUUUAGCCGAGAAACUCUUCAAACAAUUGGAAAAGAACAACGACAGAUUCGAAGUAAAAGUCAUGAUGUUAAAUGUCAUUUCCAGGCUGAUAGGGUUGCACAACUUGUUCCUGUUCAAUUUUUAUCCAUACUUGCAGCGUUUCCUUCAGCCACAUCAAAGAGAGGUCACCAAAUUGCUGCAAUUUGUCGCACAAGCCUCACAUGAGCUGAUUCCACCAGACAUAAUACAACCGGUAUUGAAAACAUUGGCCAAUAAUUUCGUUACCGAGCGGAACUCGGCUGACGUAAUGGCUAUUGGAUUGAACGCAAUCAGAGAAAUCUGCGCACGAUGUCCACUCGCGAUGUACGAAGAUCUGCUUCAAGAUCUAGUAGCGUACAAGGGUAAUCGCGAGAGAAGUGUAAUGAUGGCAGCCAGAUCUCUGAUCAGUCUUUAUAGGCAAACGAUGCCGGAUAUGUUGCAUAAAAAAGAUAGAGGUAGACCGACGGAAGCUACCAUUGCCCUGGAACCGUUGAAGUACGGAGAAGUUGCGGCUAAAGAGUACAUACAAGGUGCCGAAAUUUUAUUGGAGCCAGAAGACGAUACUUUGGAAAUUGAUAGCGACAAUAGUGACGAUGAUGAUCAAUGGAUUGAUGUUCACCAUAGUAGUGAUGAAGGUGGAGAUGACGACAGCGAUGGUCAAUGGGUGACGGACGAUGAAAAAAACGAAGAGAAAGGAAGUGAUGUAGAAGGCGACGAAGACAGCGAUGAAAACAGCGACGAAGACAGCGACGAAGACAGCGACAAAGAAAGAGAAGAAGACAGUGAAGAUGUUGGUAAAAAAGAUGAAGGAAAUAAUGAAAAUGAAAAAUCGGAUAACAAAGACGGCGUCAACGAGCAAGACAAUGAUAACAAAGCUCGGGUCAAAAGACCCGCCUCCAAAAUAUCCGUAAGCGUAAAGCGUUUGAAUAAAAAAUCAAAAAAUUGCAAAUUAGAGCGAAAAAAGAGGAAGUUGCUGGAGAAGCAGAAGUUACAGGAGAAACUCAAAGCAAGGCAAAAAGUGGAAUACACAGGCGAGAGAAAAGCCAAAGCGUCGCAAGUGUCGAUCGAUCGGAUUUUGACCGAUGACGAUUUCAAGAGGAUCGACAUGGCUUUGGUGAAGCAGCAAGUGACACACGCGAAAAAAUCUGUAAAAAGGCCACUCGACGAGAACAAAGGUAGGGGUGAACUGGUCAGAUUGGGUGAUAUCGAGAAUAUCUACAAGAAGAGGAAACAUGAUAAGCAGGCUCGCCUAGAAAGCGUCAAGCAAGGACAAUUGGACAGAGAAAAGUUUGGUUACAAGGACGGCCGACAAAAUCCUCACAGUAGUAAAACUAACCGCGAAAGAAAUAAGAAAAAGAACUUCCAAAUGAUCAAGCACAAAGUCAAGGGAAAGACCAAGCGAUCGUUCAAAGAUAAGCAGAUAGCUCUGAGGAAUCAUUUACUCAAGUUAAAGAAAAUGAAGUGAAAUUAAUUAUAUAAAUAUAUUUUUAAAUUUGUGUGAAUAAAAUUGCACUUGC
Molecule: messenger RNA, 2637 nt
Organism: Phymastichus coffea
Lineage: Eukaryota; Metazoa; Arthropoda; Insecta; Hymenoptera; Eulophidae
Gene: Mys45A
Product: protein SDA1 homolog
Exons: 10
Coding region: 222-2585 (787 amino acids)
Biological process (GO): ribosomal large subunit export from nucleus; ribosomal large subunit biogenesis
Cellular component (GO): nucleolus
Source: RefSeq, a predicted model, not a curated record